AUGGCGUCGCGGCACGCGCCACCCUACCAGACGCCGCCGCCUGCAGUGGGCAAGGCUGGUGGCAGGCUCGCGCGCCUGGGCCACGCCUCGCCUGCCUCUAGCGCCGGCUCGCUGCCCGGCGUCGCCGCCGCGGCAGCCGGCACCCCGCCGUCGGCGGCCCGCGCCAGCCCGCGCACGCCAGACGUCGUGCCCGCCAGCGGCGCCGGGCGCCCGCGCAGCGCGCGCAGCGGCUCUGCCACGCCGCCGUCCGACGACGCCCUGUCCCUCGCCUCUGGCACCACCGCCUCCUUUAGCUCCGCCGCAGACGCCUGUCUCUUUGCGCCCGCCUCAACAGAGGAUGCGGUGCACGCGGUGCCCUCUUUGCUCAGCCAGCUUCUGUCGGGGCGCACCGACGAGCAGGUGCUGGCUGCCCGGAAGCUGCACGCGUACUGCCGCCACUGCGGGAGGCCCGUGGAGGCCUCCGUCGCGGCCGCCGGCGGCGUGCACAUGCUGCUCAUCAUGCUGGACAGCCUGGACCGCGGCCUGAGGGACGUGUGCACCCGCAUUCUCACAGACCUGGCGGCAGACGACAGCGUCAGGGCUGAGAUCCUGUCUGCGCCCGGCGGUACCGCCAAGGUCAUCCAGCUGAUGUACCGCAGUAUCCUGGACGGCCAGGCCUCGGCGGGCCGCUUCCUGGAGCUGCUGGCAGGCAGCCGCAGCGAGGCGGUGCAGGCCGCGCUGUGCCACGGCAAGGUGGUCCGCAUGCUGUGCAAGACGCUGGGGUCGGCGCCCACGCCGCGCGCCCGCGCCGCCGCCCUCUCCGCGCUGCAGGCCUUUUGCCGCCACGACCCCUCCAACCUGCGCAAGCUGGUGUGGAGCGGCGGCGUGGAGGCGCUGGUGGAGGUGCUGCAGUCAGCCGAUGGCACGGCACAGCAGCAGCAGCAGCACGGCGCGGCGCUGGCGCUGCUGGGCGCGACGGUGGCGCUGCAGGCCGACGUCGCCGCCGAGCUGGCGACGCCUGCGGCGGUGGAGGCGUUGGCCGCCUUUGUGGGCUGCCCCGAGCAGCCCCUGGAGCAGCAGGCGCAGGCCGCAGACAUGCUGGCUGCGGUGGCGGCGGUGCCUGUGAAGCGGGAGGGCGUGCGGCAGGCGCUGACAGACCAUGCGCUGCCCCGCGCGUUUGAGGUUGUGCACGAGGCGGCGGCGGCGGCGGAAGCAGAGGCAGAGGCGAGCCUGGGCUCGCCAGUGCGGGGCGAGGCCGUUGAGGCGGCGCACCGGCGCCGCCUGCAGGCCGCUGCGGCCGCCAUCGUGGCGCAGCUGGCGGAGCAAGACGGCGAGUGCUGCCACUCGCUGCUGUUCCACGCCCAGCUGCUGCGCCCGGCGGUGCUGAUGCUGGCGGGCGGCGGGCGCUGCGCCGCCGCGCAGCGCCUGCUGGCGGCCGCCAGACGCUACGCCGCCUCGCUCGCCGCACCCGGCGGCGCCGCCUGUGGCGGCCACGCCGGCAGCGCCGCCGUGGCGGCCGCGGCGCCGGCCUAG
This is a messenger RNA of Chlorella variabilis, 1512 nucleotides long. RefSeq lists its product as hypothetical. NCBI's taxonomy places the organism in Eukaryota, Viridiplantae, Chlorophyta, Trebouxiophyceae, Chlorellales, Chlorellaceae. The transcript has 5 exons. The coding region runs from base 1 to 1512 and encodes 503 amino acids. The record is from RefSeq and is a predicted model, not a curated record.